Penaeus vannamei (Pacific white shrimp) is the source of this 1106-nucleotide messenger RNA. The record is from RefSeq and is a predicted model, not a curated record. Lineage: Eukaryota; Metazoa; Arthropoda; Malacostraca; Decapoda; Penaeidae.
UUGGCCAAGUACCAGUACAAGCCGGCCCUUCCUCCUCCUCUGGCUGUCUUCGUCUACCUCUGGAGGAGCGUCGGUGCCUUCGCUCGUAGGAGGAAGAAUGAGCAGGACGAAGCAGCGUCGGCCUGUGAGGAGACGGAUGUUUGGCUGAACCAGUUCGAGCGCCAGCAACUCCGAUCGUUCAAGAUGAUGGAGGAGGAAGAGGAGUCUCUGGAAGCCACUCUGUGCAGUCUUAAGAAAACGAUAGACACAUUGGCAAGCACGAUAUCCACAAAGUUCGGACAGGAUGGCCGAACAAGUCCUCCUCCUCCUCCUCCUCCACCUCGUCCUUCAGAAGCGUUUCAUGACGUCGACGAGAGCUGCGCCAGAAUGCACUGGAAGAAAGACGACCACAAACCCUUCUUUAACCCAGGAAAAACGUCCUCCUCUACAGCAGCUAAAAACGGCGGCAACGACCUGACGGAGAAAUCGUACUCGACCUUGAAACAGCUCGCCCUCGAGGUUAACUUUCUGCACUCGAAUCUGUAUUACUCGCAAGCCAGGCUGGAGAACGGACUCAAACGCCACGACCUCAUGCUCGAAGAAGUGAUGAACAACAUACGGCGAAUCAUGGCGGAUAUGAAGGAGAGGAAGAAAGAGUGAGGAAGAGGGUGAAGGAGAAAUUGCAAGAGAAAGGAAUAUGAAGCAGAAAUUACGAAAAAAAAAUGUGAAGGCGAUAUUACAAUAAAAUAUGUUGAAAGAUAAAUCAUCAGUGAUAACAAUUGAUAAGAAAGGUUGCUAAAGAUUUUAUAUUAAAUCAUGUGAGAAAACAAAACAAAAAAAUAGGAGAGGGAUAGCCUAUCGUGACACACAAAUACCAAGACAUAAAAGAUCUAAGUUCACUAUCAGCAAAAAGGUAUAGGUCUACAAUUUUUAUACACAGUUAUUACGACUAUGUAUGUCCCCGUCACAACAGUAAUUCUAAUACAUAUAUCGUUUUCUACAAAAUUAGCAUUGGUCAAAAAGUGCAGAUCAUACACCGCAUUAUAACGUGUUUACAAGUGUGCAUACACCUAAAGUCUAUAUAUAAAAGUACCCGUCAGAUGAACAUUAUUUUCAUAUUACUCGCA